AUACUUAAGCUGACAAGAAUGGUUGACUCGCCCCAUCAUGUCCAUUUCGACCAGGCGGUGAUAAACGACGGAUUGCACGAUAACAGCAUUAUCUACCAAGUCGCCCCCGAUGGAACGACCCUGACCGUACACUUGGGAUUUCUGCAGAUAAAUCAUCGUUACCGCAUCGAGCUGAAUGUGCCGGCACAGGCCAUAAAGGAUGCGGGUUUUAAGGUCGACGGCAAUAGUGCGUUCGUGGCGCAGGAUGUCGCUGUCCCGAACGUGCACUGUAGACUGCUGGAGUUUCCUUCCCGUACCGUCGAUGUGAAGGGUGUGGAACACUUUGCUGUAACAAUCGAGUUUUUCGCUCACAAGGAGAAACUGUUGAAGGAACAUUUGCAUUUAUGUGGUAAAGAAGAGUCUGAACGGCGGUUGGAAUUGAUCUUGGUCGCACGUGUGCUAGGCAAGGGUAAAGGCACGCCAAUGCUUCGGAAUGGAAUCCACUGUAUCGGGGUAGAGAAAACGGACGAGGAAUCGGAAAUGUCCGAUUGGCAGGGAUUUGCGAAGGAAAAGUAA
This is a messenger RNA of Anopheles maculipalpis, 555 nucleotides long. Its product is annotated as UPF0687 protein C20orf27 homolog. The transcript is spliced from 2 exons. Bases 19 to 555 code for a protein of 178 amino acids. NCBI's taxonomy places the organism in Eukaryota, Metazoa, Arthropoda, Insecta, Diptera, Culicidae. The record is from RefSeq and is a predicted model, not a curated record.